Molecule: messenger RNA, 621 nt
Organism: Anopheles maculipalpis
Lineage: Eukaryota; Metazoa; Arthropoda; Insecta; Diptera; Culicidae
Product: protein lethal(2)essential for life-like
Exons: 3
Coding region: 4-621 (205 amino acids)
Biological process (GO): protein refolding; response to heat
Molecular function (GO): protein folding chaperone
Source: RefSeq, a predicted model, not a curated record
GAAAUGUCCUCAGUACCGAUGUACUUCCGCGACUGGUGGGAUGACGAUCUGUUUGAGAAUCCUCGCCGAACAUCGCGCUUGUUCGAUCAACAGUUUGCGACCGGAAUAUUUUCCGAGGACCUCCAGAAGAUGGCCUCCAGCUUCCAUACGUCCAAUUUGCGCUCUUCCCGGCUCGGCAGCUUUCGCCGCCCAUGGAGUGAGCUCGGUGUGGGCAAGUUUAGCCACAGUCUGAUGAACGGUGGCACCCUGGCACCCGCCGAUCGGCUGCAGAUCAAUCUGGACGUGCAACAAUUCACACCGCAUGAGAUCACCGUUAAAACGGUCAACAAUUCAAUCGUGGUCGAGGGUAAGCACGAGGAGAAGCAGGACGAGCAUGGUUUCAUCUCGCGCCACUUUGUCCGUCGCUACGUACUGCCGGACGAGCACGAUCCAAAGGACGUCAUCUCGAGUCUAUCGUCUGACGGUGUGUUGACGAUUGUGGCCCCAAAGAAGGUUCUGAUUCCAGCGCCUGCCGAGGUGGUGUACGAGCGGACCGUACCAAUACAGCGCGUUGAGGAGCGAACGGUGGAAAGUGUACGGACGACGUCGGAGAGCGUAACCAGUGAGAGUAAUGGCAAAUGA